GAUUGUGCUAAGCGGUGCCAUGCUGCUCAUGGAGCGAAUGCUGCCGCAUAUCGUGCAGCAGCAACAGCAGCCCAGCAACCCUGCUGCGGCUGCUGCCGCUGCAGCUGCUGCUGCUGCAGGAUUUCAAAUGUUAUCACAAUUAGCUCGACCAGUGCCAUUAUUACAACAUCCUCAUUUGGGCCCUCAUUCCUUAGCCCAUCGUCAUGCCCCUAUCAAGCUGUGUACGGCUCAAUACGGCCACUCAGACGCUCAUCAGCCCCACCACCCGUUCGCCUUCUCGAUGCUGGCCGGCAGCAUCAGAGCAGACAGGCCCUGUGAUGUAGGGGGUCUUUUGAAUCAUGGACUGGGAUCACCGUACGACAGGGACUACGAUGAUAAAGACGACGACGGGAGCGACGCUGGCGACGCGGCGUCUAAGCGGCGGCGGUCGCGCACAAACUUCAACUCGUGGCAGCUGGAGGAGCUGGAGCGAGCCUUCGAGUCCUCACAUUACCCAGACGUCUUUAUGAGGGAAGCCCUCGCCAUGAGGCUGGCCCUCACAGAGAGCAGAGUUGCCGUUUGGUUCCAGAACCGUCGGGCGAAGUGGCGCAAGAAGGAGCAGACCCGCAAGGGCCCUGGCCGCCCCGCCCACAACGCGCACCCCCAGACGUGCUCGGGGGAACCAAUCCCCCCCGAGGAGCUGGCGAGGCGUGAGCAGCACCGCAAGGAGAAGAGAAUUCAGAAGCAACUCGAGCGGCAGCAGCGCAAGCUCGCCCUCAAGGGCGUCCAUGUCUCCAUCGAGCAGUUGCGCAAGGAGUACCGCGCUAACGGCGGCAAGCCUGAGCGCGAGAUCGACGUGGUCGGCGACGACGACUCGGAUGACGCGAGCAGCCAUGACGAGCGACAUUUUCAUUCGAGGCUCGAAAUGACGUCGAGUGAAAUUUCUUCCUCGUCUCCCGAUAACAACCAUUCCUCCCCGCGUCCCACAACCCCACCGAGCCCCAUAAGUCCUCCUGCUAAGCGUCCUCGUCCAUCAGCAUUUUCUAUAGCCUCCCUGCUGUCGUUAUCGGACCGACCCGCUUCCCCAUCCCCCCAGUCAUCGUCUAUAUCCCCCAACUCCCCACCCAGAGAGAAAGACUCCAACUCUCCCCCACGCUCCCCUCGCUCCCCCAAUCCUUGUGUUCAGUAUUCCCCCACUAGGAGAGCUUCUUUGUCCUCAAGUCCUCACCCCACACCCCCUUCAUCCCCGGGGGUUAGGAGGAACCAGUCUACUGAGCUUACGCCUCCCCCCGUGUGCAGUAUAGCCUCUACCUUGUCGCCUGCGGUGCAGUAAGGCUGCUCAUUUGUCUUAUGUAAAUACCUGUACAAUUCUUAUACAUCAAUAGCCGCUGCAACUACAUAGAGUAUUUAUAAUAAUAUUUAAGAAUACAAGCAUACUCCGUAACAUCGAUCGUACCCAUAAACUAGUGAACAAUCACGGGCAGUUGUCUACCAACAGCCCAUCUCAGAAUUCAGGAGACAAAAUUUCAUUUAUAAACAUUGCUAUUUAUUCGAGAUUCUACAGCAUUAGGUAAUUUUCAUAUGUAAAAUUAAAAAAGAAUUAGAAACAAACCGUCCCAACUCCUGAUAAACGUUUGAUCAUCUGCCAGUAAUUCAUCUGGCCUAACCCGUCCAUCCCAAGCCUCUCCCUUCUGUAGGAGAGGGAGUGGAGUGCACGCGUCAGCCUACACUCAGAUAAAUAACUGAAGUUUUAUCCAAAAUACACAGCGAUUUCUCGCUCUUGAGUGGGUCAUCCUGACAUAGUUUGGCUGCGGGUAAGAAAUUGUGUCAAUAUUUGGACAAUAUGACCCGUUUAAUUAACUAAGUGUAGGCAUGGUGCAGUCAGGUUACCGAACCAUGCGCUGCCAUGAGGUGUCAUGCGGUGCUCCGUGCUCUACCACCGUAGAGCGCAGCGAGGCACGCGUCAAACCAAAACUAACUUGAUAGAUCUGAAUUAAUAUCAAAAAUUUAAUCUCAACUUCAUUUAAAAAAUUGCUAAUCAUUGAAUGUGAAACUAGACUUUUAAAUGAUAAAUUACAUUUAUUUACAAUGAAUAUUCGAUGACUGAAACCAAGAAUUAAUGCUGUAAAUGUUCACCGUAUCAGCUUCAGAUAUUCGAUGACCCUGCUUUUCUAUGACUUUUAUUACUAACUUCAUUGUAAUGCUGUCUUGUUCGUAAUCUAUUGUAAGAUAUGGUGAAGUGGCGUACGCAUGUAACUAUUGUACAUAUCAAUAACAUAUCAGUGAAGGUUUAGAACGAA
Molecule: messenger RNA, 2279 nt
Organism: Hyalella azteca
Lineage: Eukaryota; Metazoa; Arthropoda; Malacostraca; Amphipoda; Hyalellidae
Product: homeobox protein unc-4 homolog
Exons: 3
Coding region: 20-1312 (430 amino acids)
Biological process (GO): regulation of DNA-templated transcription
Molecular function (GO): sequence-specific double-stranded DNA binding; DNA-binding transcription factor activity, RNA polymerase II-specific
Source: RefSeq, a predicted model, not a curated record